GGCAGACACGACGACUUGUACGGUGCACUGUACGCUAUGAUCGAGACGGUCACUUCGACACUUCCAUGGAAGGGAAAACCGAAAAAAGAGACUGCGGGGCUGAAGGAGAAGACAACUGAUGCUCAGUUGUGCAAGAAUUGCCCCAAAUCGUUUGUGGAGAUUGCUGGGACACUUCGAAAAAUGACCUAUAAGGACACACCACCGUAUACCACUUUUAUGGAAAAAUUGAAGGCAGAUUUGCCGAAGGGAGUGAAGAUGACGGAUCCAUUCGAGUGGAAUCUGAAUCGUGGCACCUUGGAGGACAACAACAAUGGAAACAAGUCGGAUCGUGAGGAUGCGGAACGUGGCGGUGGAGCUGACACAGUCAACGAAGUCGACGAAUCGGUGAUCACUGAAGAUCGUGGAGACACGACGUCUUCUUCGAAGAAUGCCGAAGAUUAUGCUCCAGAAGACACGCUGGAUAAUAUUUAG
Caenorhabditis briggsae is the source of this 471-nucleotide messenger RNA. The transcript is spliced from 3 exons. Lineage: Eukaryota; Metazoa; Nematoda; Chromadorea; Rhabditida; Rhabditidae. The annotation marks the transcript as partial. Gene Ontology annotation, biological process: peptidyl-serine phosphorylation; signal transduction. The record is from RefSeq and is a predicted model, not a curated record. Gene Ontology annotation, cellular component: nucleus; cytoplasm. Gene Ontology annotation, molecular function: protein serine/threonine kinase activity.